AUGAGCACUUCCACUUCUCCACCUGUAGGAAAAGAAACUAUAGUCCCCAUAAUUGAGGGUCAUGGUCAGCAAAAUGCCGAACCCCUUUAUGUGCGCUACUACUCUGGCCAUCAAGGCCGCUUCGGACACGAGUUUUUAGAAUUUGAUAUCCGCACAAACAGUGACGGCAAAUCAGGUCUACUACGCUACGCAAACAAUUCUAAUUACAAAAACGACACACUGAUAAAAAAAAAUGUCACUAUAAGCCCGGCGGUUCUGAAUGAAGUGCGGCGGAUAGUCAAGGAAAGUGAGAUAGAACUGGAAAGCGACGAGCGGUGGCCCGAAAAAAAUCGAGACGGCAAGCAGGAGCUCGAGAUCAGACUAGGGAAAUACCAUAUUGCGUUUGAAACGGCUAAAAUCGGCUCCCUGAACGACGUGCAGAAUAGUGAUGAUCCAGAAGGUCUGCGUGUAUUUUACUACUUGGUAAACGAUCUGAAGGCUUUAGUGUUUUCACUUAUUUCAUUGCAUUUUAAAAUCAAGCCUGUAUAA
Molecule: messenger RNA, 528 nt
Organism: Magnusiomyces paraingens
Lineage: Eukaryota; Fungi; Ascomycota; Dipodascomycetes; Dipodascales; Dipodascaceae
Exons: 1
Coding region: 1-528 (175 amino acids)
Biological process (GO): RNA splicing
Cellular component (GO): nucleus; exon-exon junction complex
Source: RefSeq, a predicted model, not a curated record